Messenger RNA from Fusarium falciforme, 1011 nucleotides. RefSeq names its product 2,3-dihydroxybenzoate decarboxylase. Gene Ontology annotation, cellular component: cytoplasm; cytosol. The record is from RefSeq and is a predicted model, not a curated record. The coding region runs from base 1 to 1011 and encodes 336 amino acids. Gene Ontology annotation, molecular function: hydrolase activity; carboxy-lyase activity. The transcript has 2 exons. NCBI's taxonomy places the organism in Eukaryota, Fungi, Ascomycota, Sordariomycetes, Hypocreales, Nectriaceae. Gene Ontology annotation, biological process: secondary metabolic process.
AUGCUCGGAAAAGUUGCCUUGGAAGAAGCUUUUGCUCUCCCCCGAUUCAAGGAGCGCACAAGAUGGUGGGCCGGCCUCUUUGCAGUCGACCCUGAUAAGCACGCUGCCGAGAUCAACGACAUUACUGAGCAACGCAUCAAGUACAUGAACGAGCAUGGCGUUGGAUACACCAUUCUCUCUUAUACAGCCCCUGGCGUGCAGGAUGUGUAUGAUCCGAAGGAGGCUCAAUCACUAGCCGUCGAAGUCAACGAUUACAUUGCUGGUGCAAUCAAGGAACAUCCCGAUCGGCUCGGGGCUUUCGCCACUCUAUCAAUGCAUGAUCCUAAAGAAGCGGCAGAGGAGUUGAGGCGAUGCGUGACAAAGUAUGGGUUUAAGGGCGCUUUGGUCAACGAUACCCAGCGAGCUGGCUCUGAUGGCGACGAUAUGAUCUUCUAUGACGGACCGGAAUGGGACGUUUUCUGGUCCACGGUGACCGAACUAGACGUCCCCUUCUACCUCCAUCCCCGAAAUCCCACUGGAAGUAUCCAUGAAAAGCUCUGGGCGAAGCGCAAGUGGUUGAUUGGCCCUCCCCUGAGCUUUGCCCAAGGAGUCAGCCUUCACGCUCUAGGCAUGGUUACCAAUGGUGUUUUUGAUCGGCACCCCAAGCUUCAGAUUGUCCUGGGUCACCUGGGAGAGCAUAUUCCCUUCGAUAUGUGGCGUAUCAACCAUUGGUUUGAGGAUGUUAAGAAGCCACUUGGCCUUGACUGCAAGUUGACAAUCCGAGAAUAUUUCGCUCGCAACCUUUGGAUCACGACUAGCGGCCACUUUUCGACAUCUACUCUUCAGUUCUGUCUUACAGAAGUUGGAGCUGAUAGGAUUCUCUUCUCGAUCGACUACCCAUUCGAGUCAUUCUCGGAUGCCUGCACCUGGUACGAUGCACUUGCGAUUAACGAUGUGGACAAGAGGAAGAUUGCAAAGGACAACGCCAAGAAGCUUUUCAAGCUUCCUAACUUUUACCAAAGCGAGGAUUAA